Molecule: messenger RNA, 197 nt
Organism: Funneliformis mosseae
Lineage: Eukaryota; Fungi; Glomeromycota; Glomeromycetes; Glomerales; Glomeraceae
Source: the annotation of a GenBank genome assembly
GUCUCAAGAUCCUAUAUGACUUAGAAGGAGUUUUAUCUAAAUAUCAUAAAGACACUACAAUUGAAAUUCUUAUCGUCCCUUUCAGGAAUGAAUUUACCUCUAAAACAAUAAGAAGAGCUAGAAUAUUAAAGUAUAAUAUUAUAUUAACAGAUGUUAGAGAUCUAUAUUUUGAUCUUGUUCAGUUCGUUAAAGAAUGA